CAAAAACCUCAUCGCGCUCCUUGGAGCCAACCAGAUCACCGCGUUCGCCUGCCACGCGCGGCGCCGCGAAAACACACUAACGCGAGCCCAACCCUCCGAACCGUGCGGCGUGCCCGGCGCCCGUGCUCCGCCGCGCGAUAUCGAUCGCAUGGCCUGCGCCGGCGCCGCGCGGAAGGUCUCGGCGGUGCUCUACCACUACCCGUGCCCGGACGGCGCGUUCGCCGCGCUCGCCGCCCACCUCUACUUCUCCGCCGCCGCCCGCCCCGUCCGCUUCUUCCCCAACACUGUCUACGACCCCAUCCGGAGUGAUUCACUUCCAUUGGAUGAAAUAGAAGAUGUUUACCUUCUUGAUUUUGUGGGACCUCCUGGUUUUGUCGAAGAUAUAGCCCCUAAGGUUGAAAGAGUAACAAUUCUAGACCAUCAUAAGACUGCUUUUGAGAGUUUGUGUGGGAAUUCCACACUGGGGCAAAAUGUGACCAAGGUGAUAGAUAUGCAGCGUAGUGGAGCAACAAUUGCAUUUGACUUCUUUAGAAACAAGCUCUUGACAGAAGCUAGCAUUUUAUGGGGUAGUGAAAGUGAUAAAGAUGUAGCUGAGAUCAAAUACGUACCGGACAACAAGGUUGAAACAGUGCACAAGCUUUUCAAGUUUAUUGAAGAUGGGGAUUUGUGGAGAUGGAAAAUUCCAAACAGCAAGGCCUUCAGCAGUGGACUAAAAGAUCUGGAUAUUGAAUUCAACGUCAAUGCAAACAGUAAAUUGUUUGAUCAGUUGUUGGAGUUGGAUCCUGAGCAUGUCAUUUCCCGCGGACAAGUGACAUUGUUUGAGAAACAAAGAUUAAUAGACGAUUGCCUAGGGAAGUCGUAUGAAAUUUCACUGGGAUGUGGCCAGUUUGGGAAUUGUCUGGCUGUUGAUGCCGAUUCUAUUUCAAAUUUGAGAAGCGAGCUUGGACAUCAACUAGCUAGCAAAAGCCGUAAUUUGAAUCUGAGAGGUAUUGGGGCUGUUGUAUACAAAGUCCCUGAGUUGAAUAAUGACCAGAUGCUGAAAAUAAGUCUAAGAAGUUUAGAACAAGAAGACACCACUUCAAUCUCUCAGGAAUAUGGUGGAGGGGGGCAUCGGAAUGCAAGCUCGUUUAUGUUGAGCAUUACCGAGUUUGACCAGUGGAAGGUUGGAGCUGAACCUUCUCAAACAAAAGCGGUGGAGGGUGCGACUGCGAAGUGAAGACCAAGACAAACUGGCGAAUUUGGAGGGGCAAGUCAGAAGCUGGACCGAGGAGUUCCUAUUGCAGCUAAGGGGCCGACCACCUGACGAAGACUUUCUCUAGCUCGGCUGUUUUUUCCCGUUUUGGUGUUGGCUUUAGCCCUUUUGCUUUUUGUGCUUCUAGUCGUUUAUGUAAAAAUGGCAUCCCCAGUAAAACUCAUGUACCCUUAUAUG
Molecule: messenger RNA, 1429 nt
Organism: Panicum virgatum (switchgrass)
Lineage: Eukaryota; Viridiplantae; Streptophyta; Magnoliopsida; Poales; Poaceae
Exons: 8
Coding region: 149-1216 (355 amino acids)
Source: RefSeq, a predicted model, not a curated record